This is a messenger RNA of Candida tropicalis MYA-3404, 1029 nucleotides long. RefSeq lists its product as uncharacterized. Gene Ontology annotation, cellular component: cytosol; nucleus. The record is from RefSeq and is a predicted model, not a curated record. NCBI's taxonomy places the organism in Eukaryota, Fungi, Ascomycota, Pichiomycetes, Serinales, Debaryomycetaceae. The coding region runs from base 1 to 1029 and encodes 342 amino acids. Gene Ontology annotation, molecular function: mRNA binding; RNA 7-methylguanosine cap binding. The transcript has a single exon.
AUGACUCGACUGAAAAAUUUCAAAUCGUGGACAAAAAAAAAAUCAACAUCAACAACAACAUCAACAGCAUCAACAACGACCAGCCAAUAUCAACGGGCAGAACAAACCACAAGAAUGUCAGCAGAACCAGAAGUAGCACCAUAUGGAGGAUUUAUGGUUAAAUCGUUAGAAGAAGAGACAAAACAACUCAAUGAUUUAACUAAUCAUCAAUAUGAAAUAACAACAUUAGAAGGUAAAACAGAAACAAUACGUCCAGAAUCUUUAAAAAUCAUUGGUGUUGAUAAUCUAUCAACUAAAAAUAUUGAAAAUUAUAUUAAUUAUUAUAUAAAUUAUAAUCAAAUUGAAUAUGAAGAAGUUGAUUUAAUAACUAAUGAAUUAAUAAAAGGGAAAAAAUUUCAAUUAAAAGAAAAUCAAGAUUGUAUUGAUUUUAAAAUUGAAUGGAUUAAUGAUGAAUCAGUAAAUGUUACAUUUAGAAAUAUUCAAGAUUCAAAUAAAGUAUUAAAAGAAUUAAGAAUUGAAGAAUUAAAAGGAUCUUUUGAAGAUGAAAUUACAAGAGAUGAAUAUUUAAAAAAUUGUAUUAUUGAAACUCCUGCUAAAUCAUAUAAUCCAAUAAUUGAAUUUGAAAAAAUUCAAAAUUUAAAUGGUUCAAAUGAAACUAAACAAGAAGGAGUUGAUAUGGAAGAAGAUGAAAGUUCUAUUGAAUUAAUAAUUAGACAAUCUUUUCAAUCUGAUAGAAAGGUUAAAAAUGCAAGAGAAUAUUCUCGAUAUUAUUUAAUUCAUGGUGAACCUGAAAGAACUAAACAUCAUCAUCAUCGCCAUCAUCAAAAUGGUAGAAGAUCUUAUCGAGAAAGAGAUAGUUAUAGACCAAGAAGAAAUAACGAUGAUGAUGAUGAUGAGGAAGAUUUGUUUGCUGACAAAUUAGGUAAAACCAAUCCGACUAACCGUCACAACAAUCAUGUUGAUGAAGAAGAGGAUUUAUUUGCUGAUAAAUUAAAACAUGCAAAUAGAGAUAGAUCUCCAACUAGAUAA